GCUUUUAAGCCUGUGAUACCCGAGAUCGUUUCUGUGACCCCCUCAGGGCCGGGUCAGACCAAGGGGAAAACGGUGAUAUUGACAGUGCAGUCAGACCAUAAGUCUCAGAACCCUAUAGGGUCGACGGGCCAGGCACUACCUGCGGGUAAAUGCCAGGGCCCAAAGGACCUGCGGACGGAGCGGGCGUGCCAGUUAAUGUCGUUGUCCGACCAAAUCUACAAUAUGGCUACGGGACAAAAAGAGAUCCCAGUAGAGGGCCCCGGAUUGCUGGACCUUCCAGAGUCCUUGCCGAAGGUGCUCGAAAAACGCUCUACCAUUAAGGCUCCGGAAGAGACACCGUACGUCCUGACGAAGGACAAGGUACAGGUUUACAACAAGGACCCGACGGAGGCACGCAUCUUCAAGAACAUCUGCGAGAAUGCCGACGUCUGGCGGGACCGGGGACCAAUCGACAUGACCGAAAGUGAGCGAAUGCGUAUUCCCUUGGUCGAGGGAUAGCAGAACUAGGGAGUUAGGCUUUUGAACCGCCCAUAUCCGGUGUCACGGAAGGACAAAGACGUGAUAAACACCACUCACGACAAGCUCAACCAGCAGGGCCACUUGGAGCCAGUCAACCAUGCAACGCCGUUCGCCUUCCCGUGCUUCGUGGUCUGGCGGGUUGCUCGCGGAAAAGUAAAGAGCCGAGUGGUGGUGGAUCUACGCCAACCGAACAAGGUAUCGGUGCCGGACACAUAUCCGCUGCCGCUCCGGCAGAACGCCGUCGAUUCCUUGCGAGGCAAGCGUUGCGCUGUUACGGAAUCACGGAAAACAAAGAGACAAGCUGCGAUAGUUGACACAUGAAAAGCGACUAUCUAAAAGUAGUGUUAAAAGGUGA
Gaeumannomyces tritici R3-111a-1 is the source of this 874-nucleotide messenger RNA. RefSeq lists its product as hypothetical. Bases 196 to 498 code for a protein of 100 amino acids. NCBI's taxonomy places the organism in Eukaryota, Fungi, Ascomycota, Sordariomycetes, Magnaporthales, Magnaporthaceae. The record is from RefSeq and is a predicted model, not a curated record. The transcript has a single exon.